GGAAUUCUUGUGUUUGACGCGUGUGUGCUUAGCACUGACCGAACGGGUUUAGUAACGGUAUAAGGCGAGUCGUUCGUAAUGGCGCGUCUAAAAAGUGAUUGUGUUAAGUGGACUUUAGUUUUAGUGUUAACUAUAUUUAGUCAAUAUGUUUAUUCGCGGCCUCAGCUCGAAUCGACUACAUUAGACGUAGUCCAAAAUAUCGCAACGGAAAAAACAGAGGAUCUUAUGAGAAAUUCUACUGAAGUAAUUUCGGAACCAACUAAGUGGAAGGAGCCUGAAAAUGAAACUUUACCAUCGACACCGAACACUUCAAGAGAUGUAAAAAAUAAAGUUCCAGUCAUUGGAGAAUCCAUUAAGAAAGUUGCAACACAGCUCCUCGAUAAACCCAAUAAAACGAUCGAAGUACCAGUUUUGACAGAUACCAGAAUACCACCAAAAGUAAAGACUCAGUUCGUCCAAAAAUUAAAAGUCAAAACUAGAAAUGAAGACGCUGAUGCCAUUCCUGAAAACUCGCAUACAGGCAUUGCUGUUCCAGUUACAAUGGAAGAAUUAGAAAUGGAAAAUAAAGACUUACCCAACGAAUCAUCUACAACAAAUGAAGGAAUAUCCACUUGGAUAUUGUUAAGCAAUCCUGUUAACAAAGAUAAUAAUUCCGUAUCGACAGAGCCAACACAAGCAGAAGAGAUUCAAAAGAAACAGAAACCUACCUUAUCCAAAAACAAAAACAAGAGGCCACAAAAUAAAUCUCCGGUGGCUAAGCGACCAAUUAUUGGAAGUACAAAUAAAGCUGAUUUGGUAGCUGGCGGUUCGGCAAUUAGUGAAAAUGUUUACAACAAAAUCAAGGAUACAGUACUAUCAAAUGUACAAAAGAAUAAAAAUACAUCUCCCCGUACAACAACAACUAGUAGCACUACUCCUACGCCAUCGACUGAAGCUUCAACAACUAAGGCAACUGUUUCAGUUAUGCCUGUUGUCAAAGUUACUUCGAAGCCAGCUAAAAAAUCUCAUAAAAAUAAACAAAAAACAAGUACUACCACUACAACAACUACAACUACGACCGCACCCAUUGUUAGUGAAUCAGCGGUAUUACCGAUGGAAGCUAAGGAACAAGAAAUUGAAUUAGAGAUUAACACACCAGCCACAACAACUAAAAAACCAAAACGAACAUCAAAUAAAAAGAAGACAAAAACGAAGAAGCGUAAAACAUCAAAACCGAAGCCUGAGACCUCGACUGCGGUAUCUGCAGAUGUUAAAACAUCCAACAAAACUAAAACAAACAAGAACUCAAAGAAACCAGCUAGUAUUAGUAGUAGUGUAGGUCCAUUUACUUCACAAAUUUACAAUUACUUCUCGAGAGAAGUAAUGCCUUCAGUUGGAGUUAGUGUUCUGGGUCUAGGAUUAGUAGGACUCGCUAGCUACCUGUUUUUCCCCUUUGGUACUCCUGUUAGAAGAACUAUUGAAGUUGAUAAGAAGGACGAUAUUUAUAGACACAAUGCUGAAGAAUAUGCAAGUGAAGGUAACGGUCAACCUGAAGAAGAAAUGCUUGGUACUGUUCUAGCUGGUAUGCCUAUUCAUUCGAAACAAAAACUCAAUCCAUAUGCCGGUCAAAUGGCUUAUAUAAAUAGGUAUCCCGUUAAAAAAGAUCAAGAUUUAAGAUAUCGUCAUGUAGCCAACAAUAAUUAUGAAACAAAUCACAAUAAUCAUUAUCCGCAACAAAAGACAGGAAUAGCCCACGGUGCCGUUUAUCCAGACUCCUUUAAUUACAAUCGUUAUCAAUACGAAACACGACAUAAUAAAAACGCUUAUACCACGGAAAAAAAAUACGAUAAAGCUCAGACGUAUAGCCCUUAUCCAGCGGUUGAGCCAAUUUACGCAGCACCUGAAGUUGAAUCUACUGGUAUAUCAUCAUUUGGAAAUGAUGCAUCAAGUUCUGUUGUUUAUGGAGUGAAACCAUCAGGAGAUUCAGACUUUAAGCCGGUUUAUCCUUAUGAAACACAAUUUUAUAGUGAGACAACGAGUAAUCCUAAUAUUAUGACAUAUCCCCCGACAUCAAUGUACUUAGGUUCCAACAAUGAUGAAGAAGAAACAAAUAAUAGCAAAUAUUCCGAUGAAAAAAGUGCCGACGAUGAAUCAACAGAUAAUAAAUUUGUCGUUGGAAAUGUACCAAAAGAGCUAACAGAAACAGCAACACCAAUCGUAGUACCCGAACACGGUCCCAGAAAGUUAAAUAGGAAAAGAAGAAAUGCUCGUCGUAAGCGAGGAAUUGUAGGAUCAAUUGAAGAUAUUUUAAAGGCUGCGAGGGAAAAUAAAGAAAACGAAAUUUUUAUAAGCAACGAAAUUGAUGACGGCCUUGAGGCUCCGACAAGACGACCUUCUUUAUUUGAAAUAAUGCAAUCGACCAACGAAGAAACGACACCAGAAAACAAAGAAGUAUUUACAGUAUAUGCGGUAUCAGUUGACCCCGCUAAAGAAUUCCCACAAACUGAAGUACCUAGUACAAUAAAAAAUCAGGUAAUUGAAAGCGUAUCAACUUUACCCGUUGACGAUAAAAAAGGUAAAGCAACUGAAACUGAAAUGUCGAAUGAACUAGACGUAACGACAGAUGCUUUUAAAAUUUUUGAAGUAUUUCCUACGAGUAAGUCAGAUGCCAGUGAAAAAAGUAGUCCUUUGAUAAAUGAUAAUAACAAUUCGAAAACAGAUUCCACAACACAAUUCAAAAAUAUGAAUACUGAAACAACAACUGAAAUCCGAUCGGAGACGACGUCAACAAUGCCUCCUUCACCCCCACCAGUAUCAGUAACCAGUAAACGACCAAGGCCUUCGUACGAUCCAGAAGUCAUAACAUAUCCGCCCUUACCGAAUUCUGGAGGCAAUGGAUUUUUCGAUUUCCUUAAAAGAAUCGUCGAAUUCAAAUACAGACUAGGAUUAAGCAUUUUACAAAGUACUUCCGAGUCUCUUAAUAGAUAUUUACGAAGCUUAGACGGUAAAAGCUUUUGAAAUACAGCUUGAAGACGAUAUAUUAUUUUAACGUACAUAAUUAUAAUUACAAAACAAUAUGGACGACAAAAAAUAAAUAUGUUUAGCUCUCUGUAGUAUUAUUUUACCGCCUUAUUAAAAGAGGUGUAAUUUCAAUACCGUUAAAAUAUUUAAAACACACCCCACAAAUUUUAAUUUAGGCUCAAUGUAUUAUUAUCGUAAAAUAUUGUAUGAAGGCAUUUUAUAAUAUUAUUUAUAGUUAGUAUAUUUUCAGAACGUUAUCCUCGACUCAGAGACAUAUUGAGGGAAGCCUGCUGAAUUUAUAUUGUGAUAUCGAAUUUAAUUUUUAAGCUUAUACUGUUAAAUUUAAUAGCACUGACUUUUUAAUGGUUUUUUUAUUGGUUA
Molecule: messenger RNA, 3381 nt
Organism: Vanessa atalanta (red admiral)
Lineage: Eukaryota; Metazoa; Arthropoda; Insecta; Lepidoptera; Nymphalidae
Exons: 3
Coding region: 79-2997 (972 amino acids)
Source: RefSeq, a predicted model, not a curated record